Messenger RNA from Scheffersomyces coipomensis, 1781 nucleotides. RefSeq lists its product as uncharacterized. NCBI's taxonomy places the organism in Eukaryota, Fungi, Ascomycota, Pichiomycetes, Serinales, Debaryomycetaceae. Gene Ontology annotation, molecular function: arylsulfatase activity. The record is from RefSeq and is a predicted model, not a curated record. Bases 1 to 1662 code for a protein of 553 amino acids. The transcript is spliced from 2 exons.
AUGGUAUCAAAGACCAAGAAACCUAAUUUCUUAAUCAUCGUUGCUGAUGAUUUAGGAUUCACUGAUACAUCUCCUUUUGGAGGUGAGAUCCAUACUCCAAACUUGCAAAGGCUUGCCAACUCUGGGGUAAGAUUAACUGAUUUCCAUACUGCAUCAGCUUGUUCACCUACUAGAUCAAUGUUACUUUCGGGAACUGAUAAUCAUAUUGCGGGAUUAGGACAGAUGGCAGAAUUUUCCUCGAGACAUCCUGAGAAAUUCGCCGGUAAGAAAGGGUAUGAAGGUUAUCUUAAUGAUAAAGUUGUUAGUUUAGCUGAAAUUUUAGGGGAGAAUGGGGAUUAUUUUACUUUUAUUUCUGGUAAAUGGCAUUUAGGUUUACUCCCUGAAUAUUGGCCUAUUAAACGUGGAUUUGAAAAAUCAUUUACCUUGUUACCUGGAGCUGGAAAUCAUUAUAAGAGAGUUAUAAUUGAUGAAAAUACAGGUAAGGAGAUCCCAUUUUUACCUAAUAUUUAUGCUGAAGAUGAUAGAUUGGUUGAUGUGGUAAAGGAAUUACCUGAAGAUUUCUAUUCCACCAAUUAUUUCACCGAUAAAGGGAUUGAAUUCAUAAAUAGUGAACAAAGAAAAGAUAGACCAUUUUUAGGGUUAUUAACUUAUACUGCUCCACAUUGGCCUUAUCAAGCUCCUCCUGAUAUUAUUGCCAAAUAUAAGGGUAAAUAUAAUGGAGGUCCUGAAGAAUUAAGAAGACAAAGAUUGAAAGCUGCUGAAAAAGCAGGAAUUAUUCCUUCUGGAAUUGUACCACAUCCUAUAAAGACAAUUAGAAAAUUAUGGAGUGAGUUAACUGAUCAUGAAAGGGAAAUUGAAUCAAGAAUUAUGGAAACCUAUGCUGCCAUGGUUGAAAUCUUAGAUACUAAUAUUGGAAGAGUGAUUGAAGAUUUAGAAAAGUCAGGUGAAUUAGAUAACACAUUUGUCCUUUUCAUGUCUGAUAAUGGUGCUGAAGGUAUGUUAAUGGAAGCAUUACCAUUAACCAACCAAAGAUUUAAUACCUUUAUUGAAAAGUAUUAUGAUAAUACUUUAGAUAACAUUGGUAAAGGUGAUUCCUUUGUAUUUUAUGGAGAUCAAUGGGCUCAAGCUGCUACUUCUCCUCAUUCAAUGUAUAAAAUGUGGUCUACUGAAGACCAUAAGCAACAAGGUAAAAUCUUAGAAGGAUUCUCUACCGUGAUGGAUAUUUUACCAACCGUAUUAGAUUUAGCUGACAUUAAGCAUCCAGGUACAACGUGGAAGGGUAGAGAAGUCACUACUCCAAGAGGUAAAUCUUGGAAAUCUUAUUUGGCAGGCGAAUCUCCUCAAAUACAUGACGAAGAUACAGUCACUGGUUGGGAAUUAUUCGGUCAACAAGCCAUUAGACAAGGGGAGUAUAAGGCUAUUUAUAUUCCAGCACCAUUCGGACCUGAAAAAUGGCAAUUAUUCAAUAUUAGGAAAGAUCCCGGUGAAACUGAUGAUUUGGCCCUUGUCGAACCAAAAGUAUUAUCCACUCUUGUUAAUCAUUGGGCUGUUUAUGCUGCAGAAACAGGAUUAAUUGAAUUAGGUAGUGAUUUCUUUGAAAAGGAAAAACUUGAAGGCGAAGACAAUGAACUUGUUUACAGAACAAUUAUAGAUAAAACGUGAAAUUUUUAACUUUUAUAUUUCUAUUAUUUUUACAUUAUAUAAAUAUGCAAUAUACAUACUCUAGACGAAAACUUAAUUAUCUGUUCUCCUUUUCUUUUGCUUUGGUUGUUCAGCUGGAA